GGCGGAUGGUAGAGCUGGCGCAGCUGCCGUGGUGGCAGCGGCUGAAGUGGCGGCGGCUGCGGCCCCUGCAACAGCUCCAGGCUCCGAGCUUUGGCGGCGGUGCCGGCGGGCUGCGCUGCGCGGUGCGGACCCCGAAGAUGCUUCGGAUGGAGGACUUCCUGAGACGCAGCUCCGGGCUGGUGGCUUGCUUAGGCAGCUCAAACCAGAGACCGCUCACAGCCGUGGCCAGCACGUCCUGAGGGCCACAGGGGAGGAAGACAUGGCCGUGAGUCUCGAUGACGACGUGCCCCUGAUUCUGACCUUGGACGAGACUGGCGGUGCCCCACUGGCCCCCUCCAACAGCCUGGGCCAAGAGGAGCCACCCAGCAAAAAUGGGGGCAGCUAUGCUGUCCAUGACGCCCAGGUCCCCAGCCUGAACUCUGCGAGUGAGAUGGCCCUCUCCAGUCCCAUCGGACACAACUGGGAGAUGAAUUAUCAAGAGGCAGCAAUCUACCUCCAGGAAGGCGAGAACAAUGACAAGUUCUUCACCCACCCCAAGGAUGCCAAAGCGCUGGCAGCCUACCUCUUUGCACACAACCACCUCUUUUACCUGAUGGAGCUGUCCACGGCCCUGCUGCUGCUGCUGCUGUCCCUGUGCGAGGCGCCAGCCGUGCCCGCGCUCCGGCUCGGCAUCUACGUCCACGCCACGUUGGAGCUGUUCGCCCUGAUGGUAGUGGUGUUUGAACUCUGCAUGAAGUUGAGGUGGCUGGGCCUGCACACCUUCAUUCGGCACAAACGGACCAUGGUCAAGACCUCUGUGCUGCUGGUGCAGUUCGCCGAGGCCAUCGUGGUGCUGGUACGGCAGACGUCCCACGUGCGGGUGACCCGGGCUCUCCGCUGCAUCUUCCUGGUGGACUGUCGGUACUGCGGUGGCGUCCGGCGCAACCUGCGGCAGAUCUUCCAGUCCCUGCCGCCCUUCAUGGACAUACUCCUCCUGCUGCUCUUCUUCAUGAUCAUCUUCGCCAUCCUCGGUUUCUACCUGUUUUCCCCAAAUCCUUCGGACCCCUACUUCAGCACACUGGAGAACAGCAUUGUCAGCUUGUUUGUCCUCCUGACCACAGCCAACUUCCCAGAUGUGAUGAUGCCGUCGUACUCCCGGAACCCCUGGUCCUGCGUCUUCUUCAUCGUGUACCUCUCCAUCGAGCUGUACUUCAUCAUGAACUUGCUCCUGGCCGUGGUCUUUGACACCUUCAAUGACAUUGAGAAACGCAAGUUCAAGUCUCUGCUACUGCACAAGCGCACCGCCAUCCAGCAUGCCUACCGCCUGCUCGUCAGCCAGCGGAGGCCCGUGGGCAUCUCCUACAGGCAGUUCGAAGGCCUGAUGCGCUUCUACAAGCCCCGCAUGAGUGCCAGGGAGCGCUACCUGACCUUCAAGGCCCUCAACCAGAGCAACACGCCUCUGCUCAGCCUUAAGGACUUUUACGAUAUCUACGAGGUUGCUGCCUUGAAGUGGAAGGCCAAGAGCAACCGAGAACACUGGUUUGAUGAGCUGCCCCGCACAGCAUUCCUUAUCUUCAAAGGAAUUAAUAUCCUUGUGAAGUCCAAGGCCUUCCAGUAUUUCAUGUACCUGGUGGUGGCAGUGAACGGAGUCUGGAUCCUGGUGGAGACGUUCAUGCUGAAAGGUGGGAACUUCUUCUCCAAGCACGUGCCCUGGAGUUACCUCGUCUUUCUGACCAUCUACGGGGUAGAGCUAUUCCUGAAGGUGGCCGGCCUGGGCCCUGUGGAGUACCUGUCAUCUGGCUGGAACCUGUUUGACUUCUCCGUCACAGUCUUCGCAUUUCUGGGGCUCUUGGCCUGGGCUCUUGACAUGGAGCCCUUCUACUUCAUAGUGGUCCUGCGUCCCCUGCAGCUGCUCAGGCUAUUUAAACUGAAAAGACGUUACCGCAACGUGCUGGACACCAUGUUUGAGCUGCUGCCACGCAUGGCCAGCCUGGCCCUCACCCUGCUCAUCUUCUACUAUUCCUUCGCCAUUGUGGGCAUGGAAUUCUUCUAUGGGAUCCUCUAUCCCAACUGCUGCAAUGCCAGCACCGUGGCAGAUGCCUACCGCUGGCUCAACCACACCGUGGGCAACAAGACCGUGGUAGAAGAAGGUUACUAUUAUCUCAACAACUUUGACAACAUCCUCAACAGCUUCGUGACCUUGUUCGAGCUCACGGUUGUUAACAACUGGUACAUCAUCAUGGAAGGCGUCACCUCCCAGACCUCCCACUGGAGCCGCCUCUAUUUUAUGACCUUCUACAUCGUGACCAUGGUGGUGAUGACCAUCAUCGUGGCCUUCAUCCUCGAGGCCUUCGUCUUCCGGAUGAACUACAACCGCAAGAACCAGGACUCGGAAGUUGACGAUGGCAUCACCCUGGAGAAGGAGAUCUCAAAGGAAGAGCUGCUGGCUGUCCUGGACCUCUACCGCGAGGUGCGAGGGGCCGCCUCAGAUGUCACCCGGCUGCUGGAGACACUGUCCCAGAUGGAGCGGUACCAGCAAAAUUCCCUGGUGUUUCUGGGGCGGAGAUCAAGGACCAAAAGUGAUCUGAGCCUGAAGAUGUACCAGGAGGAGAUCCAGGAGUGGUACGAGGAGCAUGCCCGGGAGCAGGAGGAACAGCGACAGCUACUGAGCAGCACCGUGCCCACCAUCCCGCAGCCCCCGGGCAGCCGCCAGCGCUCGCAGACUGUCACCUAGCCCCGCUCGCAACAGCUGCACCAUCUAUGCAAUAACACAAUAGUAUUAUCUCACCGCCAUGUACGGAAACACGUGUGUGUGCGCACACACGUGCUCAGAUAUAUGCACACGUUUAUAUAGAGCAGGAGACCAAGGCAGGGGGGAGGCUUGCUGUGCAGCCUGCUGGCCCCGAGUUCCUUCACUCCAGAAGUCCCUGUGGUUCAGGGGGCAGGGAGAGUGGGGACCCACUCCCAGGGAGCUCUGGCUAAUGUGGAACAUUCCAGAAGCCCCUACCCGAGACCACUAGAGCAGACGUAGCCCUUCUCUGCAGGGCCAGCCUUUAGGGUGGGCCCGGACCAGUCUUCCUGCUGCCACUUUCAAGCCCAUGGUCCCCCUGCGGCUGCCUACUGACUUGCUGUGCCCACUGCCUGGGCGUUAAGUGUCUGGCUUUAGGGACAAAACCACUUAGGCAGGAAAGAGCCCGGACCAUAUAGGCAACACUAGUGCCUGGUACCUCCCAGGGAAGGUGCGAGGGGUGUGGCUCUCCUGGGCAGUCAGUUCCCAGUUAGCAGAGCUGAAAUGGGGAGAGGCUGUUGGUGGGUUUGGGACUCUGACUCGGAAGUCGUUUCUCCUGUGUGUCUGUGUCAUUCCUGUGGCUGGAAAUCCUUCUCUGGUGGCCUUCUUGCAGAACCCAGGUCCAGUGACAGGCUGCUGGUUGUGAUGGCCAUGACACCAGAGUGCUCCCCUCUCCCUGCACACACAGGCUCCUUGCCUGUCCAAACCCCUCUUCCUGUGGUUCAACCUGUUGAACAGAAGGAUGCUGGGUUCACUGAGGAUGGUGCUGAGAGCAGGUGUGUGGGAGGAGUCCACGGCAGAGGCAUGGGGAGUGCCUGCCCCCGUGGGACCUGGCUGCAGCUCAGGCCACCCUGGCCUGGGACAGUCCUCUCUGCCUUGGAGGGCCAGCUGGGGCAGGCAAUCAGCUUCCCCUGAAGCAGGACACUCAGUGAUGCAGUCCCCAGGGACCCUAGUGGGAACUCUGUCCACACACGGGUGAAGUCGAGGCAGGUUUGGGAAUGGAGCAGCGGCCUUCUGAGCUUGGGACGGUGGGCGAUAGAGGUUCCACGACCCCAACACCCCCAGUCCCAGGCCAAGUAGGACAGCCUGAUUCCCAGGGGAGCAGCACCCAGCUUCCCGCUCCCAUCUCCAAGGCCAGGCUGGCUCCACGGCCAGCAUGGCACAGCUGUCCCUGAGCUGGGGAUGAGGGUGGCUGAUGUGGGGUGUUCAGUCACCAUCUCCAGGCAGACGAUGAGUCCCCGAGAGCCCGUGUGCUGCCCAUCGGAGGCAGGUUUUGUACAUUGUCCUCUCCCAGUCUCUGCAGGGCCACAGCCUUCCCCACUAUGAGCAGGAACUUUCUUUGCACAACUGUGUGCCUUUGGGGUUGUGUGUGUUGGAAGUGGGGGCCAAGGGUAGCUCUAACCAGCUGCCAGGGCUGGUUCUGGGCUGUGACCUUGUCCACACGCCUGCCGUGUCUGGGAGAGGCCCUAGGGUCACCCAGCACUGGAUGAACAAGCAGGCAGAGGGGACAGAGGGGCCAGACUCCAGCCAGGGGCCACUCUCAUCGAGACUGAAGACACACUGACCCACAGCCCCGCCUACUGAGCAGGGGACAGCGUCCUCGGGGUCUAGGAGCCCUGGAGGCCCUAGACAUCGCCUUGGCCCCAUGUCACAGCCUGGCAGGGCAAUGACAGCCCCUGUGCCCUCACCCUGGCUUGGUGUAGAGGCCCUUGCUGGCCCCCGCCCUGCCCAACCCCAGCCUUACUCCACACCACGCGGACAAUCAUUUUGUACAGAUCACGGGAGCGGCCUGGGAGGUUUUGUACGUUGCUGAUUUGUUACUUGGAAAUGCCCCGUGUCCCUGAUUUCUGGCAUAUUAAUAAAGAGCCUCUGCUUUGUAAA
Molecule: messenger RNA, 4648 nt
Organism: Ochotona curzoniae (black-lipped pika)
Lineage: Eukaryota; Metazoa; Chordata; Mammalia; Lagomorpha; Ochotonidae
Gene: TPCN1
Product: two pore segment channel 1
Exons: 28
Coding region: 260-2713 (817 amino acids)
Biological process (GO): monoatomic ion transport; transmembrane transport
Cellular component (GO): endosome membrane; lysosomal membrane
Molecular function (GO): monoatomic ion channel activity; voltage-gated channel activity
Source: RefSeq, a predicted model, not a curated record